AUGUCGAGAUCUUCAGGAGCCAUGGGAGCGAUCAAGCACUUGGUGAUUGUUAAGUUCAAGGAAGGUGUUGUGGUCGAGGAAAUUGUAAAAGGGAUGGAGAAGCUGGUUUCAGAAGUUGAUCUUGUCAAGUCCUUUGAAUGGGGACAGGAUACUGAAGGUCCAGAGAUGCUCACACAAGGCUUUACUCAUUCCUUCUCCAUGGAAUUUGACAAGAAGGAAGACUAUGCUGCAUUUCAGAGCCAUCCUAAUCAUGUUGAAUAUUCUGCAACAUUUUCAGCAGCUAUUGAGAAAAUUGUGGUGCUUUGUUUCCCAUCUGUUCGUGUUAAGCCAUCUGCAUGA
Dovyalis caffra is the source of this 339-nucleotide messenger RNA. The record is from the annotation of a GenBank genome assembly. NCBI's taxonomy places the organism in Eukaryota, Viridiplantae, Streptophyta, Magnoliopsida, Malpighiales, Salicaceae.